UUCUCACCUGUGAUCAUGGACUACUGGAUCUUCUUACUUUUCCUGACAACUGGAUGGUUGACCUGUGAGUGUUUCCCUCAGGUUUGUCAGGAAGUGAAACAUACAACAUGUGAACUGAAGGGGAAUGUUCACCUGGUUUGUGUUGGAGUCUCUCCAACCUUGCAUUACACUGACAUCAGUUUCAGUCAAAAUGUCACAAACGUUACCUUGUGUGCAUGGCCUUAUGGUACAUUCAAAGUAAACAAACACAUCGGUCACUUAAUUGCAUUGAAACACCUGCUAUUGUGUCACAGCGCUGUACAACGGGUUGAAUCCUUCUCCAAUCUUCAACAGCUUGAGUCAGUAAAUCUAACUUCACUUCGGUUGAGAGAACUAAAUGGAGAGGUUUUCUCAGGACUAUCACACCUAGCUUCCGUUGAUCUCCGCAACAACCAGUUGUCUUCACUCAACUUCUCUGUAUUUGCUCGACUACCAGCCUUGCAGCAAAUAUUCCUUAUUGGCAACAACUGGACGUGCGACCCAGGAUUGCUAUGGAUCAUUGCCAAUGAAAGUCACUCUGUUGGGUCCAAGGUCCGAGAUAGAGAUGAACUCUACUGUGAAGGGAAGAGCAAGACAUGGCCUAAGCCUCUGGUCCCAGUCAUGAAGUUCAUUAAGGUUAUGCAGAGCCAAUGCCCACCUCCAUGUAACUGUUCUGUAGAUCAUGUGGUGAGGGCCUACACGUAUCUGGUGACCGAGAGAGGGAUGCUUCUACCCCACAUCAAGGUCAACUGUAACAGGCGCAACUUUACCUCGAUGCCAACACAUUUGCCUGACUACACAACAGCUCUCUACCUGAGGGGAAAUCAUUUGACUUCUGUUGAGGAGUUGGUGUUCAACCCACACUACCAAAACGUACGAGAAAUCUACUUAGAUAACAACCAAAUUAAAAGUGUGAACAUACUAGAGGGAAGUGACUGGAUCAACAAUUUUGGUGUGUUGAAUCUUAGAGGAAACCAGCUUAAACAGAUCCCACUAUAUGCCCUCGACCAUGCGUUCCAAAGCCAUCAUAAGCUGAGCCAUAUCUACCUCGGCAACAAUCCUUGGAAAUGUGAUUGCAAAUUCACCAUUCACUUUCGGGACUUUAUAAAAAAAUACAACGCAAUAAUAAAAGAUGUUGAAGAUAUUCGAUGUGAGUCAAUCAGUGGUAACUUAAACUCAAAUAAAUUGAUAAUAUUACUGAACCGAAAGGACUUGUGCCACAGGGAAGACUCGGUGAAACUUAGUUUUGUAGACAAACUGAAUAUCUUCCUGGCUUGCAUGAUCCUGCUCGUCAUGUCAGUGUUCCUUUACAACCUGACAAUCUACAAGACCACGGGACGUCUACCUUGGAUGGUGGCUAAACUGUUUUGAUGUGUGAUCUGAAAUCAAUCUGAUUAACAAAGUAUAGUAUUUAAAAACACAAACA
This is a messenger RNA of Macrosteles quadrilineatus (aster leafhopper), 1444 nucleotides long. RefSeq names its product protein singed wings 2 (gene swi2). The record is from RefSeq and is a predicted model, not a curated record. The transcript is spliced from 10 exons. Gene Ontology annotation, cellular component: extracellular matrix. The coding region runs from base 16 to 1389 and encodes 457 amino acids. NCBI's taxonomy places the organism in Eukaryota, Metazoa, Arthropoda, Insecta, Hemiptera, Cicadellidae. Gene Ontology annotation, molecular function: protein binding.